Molecule: messenger RNA, 3662 nt
Organism: Haliaeetus leucocephalus (bald eagle)
Lineage: Eukaryota; Metazoa; Chordata; Aves; Accipitriformes; Accipitridae
Product: neurotrypsin-like
Exons: 15
Coding region: 1-2469 (822 amino acids)
Biological process (GO): proteolysis
Cellular component (GO): membrane
Molecular function (GO): serine-type endopeptidase activity
Source: RefSeq, a predicted model, not a curated record
AUGGAGAUCCCCAAAGUGCUCGGGCUCCUGGUAGAGCUCUCGAACCUGUUCUCCUGUCUCAGAUGUGCGGAGGCUUUCCUGGGAUCCCAGCCCAAUAAAAACCAUUUGCAGAGUGCAGCAUCCAGCGUGUGUGGUGUCGGACCUCUUGGGUAUUACAAUGGCUCGCUGGCAGUCACUGAGGCCGGAGCAGAGUGCCUCAACUGGGCAGAGUUCCCCGAUUAUGUUCAGCAGUACCCAGACCGUGGCUUGGGGGACCACAAUCACUGCAGGAACCCAGAUGGGGGAACUACACCCUGGUGCUUCUACCGGCUUGCGUCAGGGGCCAUCGGCUGGGCUAACUGCGACUGUAAUCAAGGUGCUGUGCGGUUAGCUGAAGAUAAUAGUGUGGAGCUGUACUUCAAUGGACUCUGGGGCACCAUCUGUGCUGACCACUGGACUGACUGGGAUGCCAGCGUUGUCUGCAGGCAACUAGGUCUCAGUGAGAUCGGCACAGCUGGGAAGAAGAGUCAUCUCAGACUGUGGCCUGUUCCCCUGCACCUGCAGUCAGCAAACUGCCAUGGGGAUGAGAAAGCCCUGCUGCAGUGUGGCUAUCGGGAGGCUGUGUCAGGAGCUUGUAACCAGGGGAGUGCCAUGGUAACCUGUGUCCCUCCAGAAGGUGUUGGUGCCCCACUGCGUUUAGUUGGGGGAAAGGAGAGCUUUGAAGGGCGAGUGGAGGUUUACCAUGAUGGCAAGUGGGGUACCAUCUGUGAUGACCAGUGGGAUGACCGGGAUGCUGAAGUGGUCUGCAGGCAGCUGGGACUCAGUGGGAGCGCAAAAGCGUUGUCGUGGGCUCACUAUGGGCAGGGAUCUGGCCCAAUCCUGCUGGAUGAGGUGGAGUGCUCAGGCAAUGAACUCUCACUUGACCAGUGCAAGAAGAGUGACUGGGGACAGCAAAACUGUGACCACAUUGAAGAUGCUAGCAUCUCCUGUGACCCUUUCACAGAGGGCACUGUCAGGCUGGCUGGUGGCCGCAGCCCCAGCGAAGGCAGGGUAGAAGUUUAUUACAACGGAGACUGGGGCACAGUAUGUGAUGAUGGCUGGACAGACCUUGGUGCCCAGGUGGUCUGCAGGCAGCUGGGCUUCAGUGGUCCUGCUACCCUGGCCUCUGAAGGGGACUAUGCUGCUGGCCAAGGCUUUAUCUUACUGGAUGAUGUGGCUUGUGCGGGGACAGAGCUGUCCCUCCUGGACUGUCCCCACAGCAACUGGGGGCAGCAUGACUGCUCACACGCUGAGGAUGUGGGAGUCCGCUGUUCCCCAGAGAGCAACACAGUCAUGGAUGGCAGCCUGGGGCCUCCUGUGCGGCUGGUGGAUGGAGAAAGCACCAAGGAGGGACGGGUUGAGGUAUUCCUGAAUGGGCAGUGGGGCAGUGUCUGUGAUGAUGGCUGGACAGACAGAGAUGCUGCAGUGGUUUGCAGGCAACUGGGAUUCAGUGGUACAGCAAAAGCCAGGGCAAUGGCUUAUUUUGGUGAAGGCCAUGGGCCCAUCCAUCUCGACAACAUAGAAUGCAGUGGCACAGAGCACACCCUGGGGCAAUGUGUCAGGCCUGACACCGGGAUUCACAGCUGCUGGCACAGUGAGGAUGCUGGUGUGAUUUGUGACUAUGUGGAAGAGAAGGUCCAAGAUAUCAGGAGAACAGAUCCAGAGUCUGGUGUGUGUGGGAUGCGUCUGCUUCACCGUCGCAAGAAAAGAAUCAUAGGUGGAAACAAGUCUCUGAGAGGCGGUUGGCCAUGGCAGGCCUCACUACGGUUGAAGGGUUUUCGUCGAGAUACUCGUUUAUUGUGCGGAGCAACACUGAUCAGCAGCUGCUGGGUAGUGACUGCAGCCCACUGCUUCAAAAGGUUUGGUGUUGAUGUGCGGCACUACCUGCUGCGGGUGGGCGAUUACCACACAGGCGUGAAGGAUGAGUUUGAGAGGGAGCUGCCCGUGGAGCGGAUUGUCCUCCACAGGAACUACUGGGCCGGCAGCAAUGAUAAUGACAUAGCCCUGGUCCGGAUGCAGGGCAGAGAGGGGCACUGUCUCUCCCUCAAUCGCCACGUUCUGCCUGUCUGCCUGCCCAACAGGAAAGAGAAGUCUGACAUCAACAGGCAAGCCUGCAUCAUCUCUGGCUGGGGAGACACAGGGAAGUCCUACUCGAGAACUCUGCUGCAGGGGUUGGUGCCUCUUCUUCCACGGGGAGACUGUGAGGUCCGUUAUGGGCAGAAGUUCACUAACCGCAUGAUUUGUGCUGGGAACCUCUCAGAAGACAAACGGGUGGACAGCUGCCAAGGUGACAGCGGCGGGCCACUCAUGUGUCAGAGGUCAAACGGACGCUGGAUCAUUUUGGGGAUCACUUCCUGGGGUUACGGCUGUGGUCGGAAGGACUCCCCCGGUGUGUACACAAAGGUCAGCAAAUAUGUACCCUGGAUCAAGAAAGUGACCAAGCUAAAAUGAAAAUGUCUGAGCUCUAGGAACUUCAGCAUAUGGUCCUUUUGCCCUGCAGCAGCAGAAGGCUGUGGCUUCUAGCCUGUGACUGAUGGAGAAUUAUUUUGUUGUUGGACACUGGGAAAAGACUUUAAUGUAGAGCUGGGAGAAAACCAGCUAUGGCUGAUUUUUUAAAGUCUUUGGUCCAUAAUCUCUGAGCAGAGAAAGCAGGUGCACACUGGUAAGAAUGAUAAGUCUAUGUUGUUCUGACUACCUGAGCACUGUAAUGGAAUCACACUUGUUCCUUUGCCCUGGCACACAGAAAUUGUAGAAGUGGAGAGAUACCUGCCUCUGUAAAUCUGUUCCUGUUUUUGUAUGUUUGCACAGUUGAAAAAUGCUGCAAGGAGAGGUAAGAUGCUUGGAAGAUGGCACCAGGUGCUGGCAUAGUGGAAGUCUUCAGAUAUUUUUUCAUAACAGCUCUCUUCAGUUCCAGGAAUCAGAAGUUUUGAGCUGAGCUGAGGAACAGGCCAACAGUUGGGGUUUUUUCCUUCCCUGUUAUAUCUCUAGGGGGAACCUUUUCUCUUCUGAAUAGUAGGUCUGCUCCCAUAUGAUCCCUUUAAAGUGGUUGUCCCUGCUAAGAGAUGCCUGCCCCUCCUGCUGUAACCCUCUAUCACACAUUUCCAGCUGCCAGAUGCUAUGGUUUUAUUGCUGCUUUCUCACUAUGGUGGUUCUUUUGUGUUUAGGUUUGUUUUCUUUUUCCUUAAAGCAGCAUCUCCUACAAUUGGUUGUUGGUGUGAGAGUAAAUCUUCAUUUUUAAGAGACAAUAGCUUUCUUGCCCUCAUGAUUACUACGAAGAACUUAAAAUGUGACCUCAAAAGGCUGAAUAGACAUAUUAUUUUUCUUUAAAUCCAAAUGUAAUGUUAAUCUCAAACAUUCAGGUGUCAAAUCAUGAUUUAACAGCACUGCAGAGUCUUUCUCUUGAUACCUUUUUCAAUAUAGUUAUUAGCUGCCCUUUAUUUGUGAUGUUAGUCUUUAAUAUCUCUGUGUUCACAGUUCUUCCAUGAAACAUGGAAAUACUCCUGGGGUAUAGAUACACCUCAAGCAAAUUACUCACUCCUUGUAUAAAACAUAAGUGUGCUACAAAGCAGCUUCCUGCUUUCCUGAAGUGUGUCCUAUUCUUGCAACCUCUGAGCUAUGCUUCCUCUCUUCUCUUCUUUGCACUA